Molecule: messenger RNA, 450 nt
Organism: Dentiscutata erythropus
Lineage: Eukaryota; Fungi; Glomeromycota; Glomeromycetes; Diversisporales; Gigasporaceae
Source: the annotation of a GenBank genome assembly
AUGUCAUCUGAAAAAAACUUUGAAGAUAUUGUAAAAAAAGUUAUAGAUCUUUACAGAGAUGACCAAUUAGAAUCCGCUUAUUUGUUAGCAAAAGAAAAUAUUGAAAAAAUUCCGUCAAAUCACAUAUUUUAUGAUAGUAUCAUUUUUUAUUUCUCUUUAACUAUUUUAAAAUUGAAGAAAGAUGAAGAAAUCGCUAAAGUCUAUGAAUAUAAAGAUUAUUUUGAAAUGUCAUCUAAGUAUUCAAAAACCAAAGAAAAAAGAAAUAUCACUAACAAAUUUUUUUGUGAACUUUUUGAUGAAAUUUCACAUUAUGAAUCAGAAAGAUCAGAAAGUCUUAUAUUUGAUACCGAACAUGCAUUUGAUGAAGAAAAACAAGAUACUAAAAUAUUAGCUAACGAAAUCGAAAACGAACUAUCAGAAAGAUUAUUUUCAUCUAUUGAACAAAUCUAA